This is a messenger RNA of Candidula unifasciata, 3237 nucleotides long. NCBI's taxonomy places the organism in Eukaryota, Metazoa, Mollusca, Gastropoda, Stylommatophora, Geomitridae. The record is from the annotation of a GenBank genome assembly.
AUGUCUGUCAUGGAAGUGGGCACCGAAAUAAGCCAGAAAAUUCGUUCAGCAAUUAAGGCAAAACUUGUGGAGCUCGGUUCUUACGUGGACGAUGAGUUACCGGACUAUAUCAUGGUGAUGGUAGCUAACAAGAAAACCCGAGCGCAGAUGAACGGCGAUCUCGGAUUGUUUCUUGGCACCAGCACAGUAGCAUUCACAGACUGGCUGCACGGUUUGUUAGAGAAACUGCAGACAAUUAGAAUCGAGCCAGAACCACACACAGACAAACACGACAAGAGUGAUAAAGUGAAAGCAAAAGAGAAGAAAAAAGAUCACAAGAAGUCACAUAAAGGCGACACUUCUCAUUCUUCUGGGAAGAAAAAAGAUAAACAUAAGAAGAAAGAUAUCGAGAGCGUUGUAAGUGAUGAUGUCAAUGCAACAGUUUUGGACAAUAUAGGGACAGCAGCAACAAGUAACAUUUCUGAGAGUCAAGAAGAAACAAAAAUCGGUUCUGAGACACAACAAGAAAAGAGUCCUAUCAAAGACAACAGUGUCAGUGAAGACUUUGAAGAUGUUAGGCAGCUGUUAGUUACAGAGGCAGCAGAGGAUGAACUCACUAAUGAGUUGGAAACAACUGAAGUUGAAAUUAUACAUGCGAGAACGGUGAAAAAUACAGCAAAACCAGUAGCAAAAUCUAGCCAGGAUAUUAUUACCACAGCUAGUUCUGGUCGGUUACCUAAACAGAAUCCUGAACGUCGGAAUAUACAGAAAGUUUCAGAGGUUUUACGAAAACGCAGAGCAGCUCUAACAUCUGUAGUCGCUGCAAUCAGUCAGAAUGAUGAGGAUGAAGAGUAUGAUCCACGUAACCCAGCGGUGGCUAGUGUAGUAAGGGUCACCGCCCGCAAGUCCAGCGUGCCUCCACUGUUACAAGCAAACAGGGUGCUUCUGAUGAAGGCAAUGUCAGAAGCUGAGCGUUCAGUAGCGACGAAGAAGAGAAUUGCUGUGGCAAAGCCAGUAAGCCGGGAUGAUUCUCCUUCGGAAGUCUACUCUCCAAAAAGAAAACGGGAUAAGUCUCGUGAUCUGGAUAGCCCGCCUCCUUAUAUUCCAUCGAAAAAAGACAAUGUUGGUCGUCAAAGCAGCAGUAGUUCUCAGCGUGUGCUGUCCCGCAACGAUGCUAGACAUAUGAUAAAGAGAGAUAACGGCCGCCAACCUCCAUCAAGAUCUUAUCGUGAUAUUGUACAGACAACUAAUCAUAGUCCUGAUUCUGAACACAGAAUUGAAUUGUCCCGGUCACCUGAGAGAAGCAGACGUCAACCAGAAGAUGACAGACAUGUCCAGAGUGUUUCAAGUGAAAAGAUAGAGAAAGAAAGUAAAAAUGACAAGAAUAGCAAAGAAAUAACAAGUAAACAAAUUGUCAGGGAAGUUAAAAAUGACAAGAAUAUCAGGCAAGUUACAAGUGACAGGAACGGUGAUAAGAAUAUUCAAAUUACAUGCCACCUGGUGUCCGACUCGCGACCUUCUGUGCCUCAUGUUGAGCGGAAACGUCAACACAGUUUAUCACCAGAACCGAAAAAGCCACUUCAGGUAACAGUUUAUCCACCGCAGAACACUAAACCCACAGCCUCGAGGUUGGGGAAAAUAAUCAUUAAAAGAAAUAAUUCAGAUGGAGACGAGAGAGAAAGUACCAGUACAAGAGGAAGCCAUGCAAUGAUAAAUACCAGCAAGAGAGAUGCUAGAGAAGAUAUUGUCGCCAAAGCAGCUCAGUCAAAAUCAAAGGAGAACCUUUCCCAGAAAAAUAACAGCGGCCCUGUGAUUUCGAAUGUGGGUAAGGAGGCCGUACAGAAGCAGUGUGAAGCUGCAGUGAUUUCUGUCCAGGCAGCACAGAUUAGUACAAGGGCUAAGAGGAACAUAAGUCCUGACAGCAGGGUGGUCGAAUGUGACACGCAGAGUAACGAAGAUGCAAAAGUUGAACAUGAUUCAAGGGAUCAUAAAGAGCAGGUGAAGAAAGAGUUGAUUUCAGAGAAGCGACGAUCUUCUACACAUGGUCUGGAUGAGACAGCUAAGAACAGAAGUUCAGACAGCGUUGGGGAUGAUGAUGAUGAUGAUCUGUCUAAAAUGAUUGACGAAGAUCUAGGCCCAGAGUUGCUUGAUGACACAAAUGGUGAUGAUUUCAAUUUAGACCUUGAUAUCGAUGAUGAUUUGAGCAAAGUUGCGGCAGUUGGUGAUGAACCACUAUCUUCAGAUGUCCAUGAAAUCACAAAGGAUGAUAACAAACGUGGGACAAGAUUCAUUGUGACUUUAGACGGGGUUGACGAAAGGCAUUUCCAGUCUGAGGACAAAGGCAGUAAUUUUGAUAAAUUCAAAAAUCCAGCCCCGGUUCUUUCUGCACCAGCACCUUCCGUUGUUGCCCCUGUUGUGGCAACAGGUACACAGCAGAUGCAUCCUGAUCCAAGUCUGUACUUGCGUCUGCUAGGAGUUCCACCCAGCACUGUGUCUCAGGCACUGCUGCAGCAGGUCCAUGCAGCCGCCCUGACCGUUCCCUCGAAACUGACUCCUCCGAAAAUUCAGCCUUUCUCAAUUAGUCUCAAGGACUCCGAUGAUGAGCAUGACGAAAAAGAAGCCAAACCCCCGGCCACUCAGGAAUAUUACCAGCAGGCAGAAGGUGAUGUUUCGGCAAUUAAACGGGCGAAAAUGUCCGAGAGGUGCAAGUUUUGGCCAGCUUGUGCUGCUGGUUCAUCCUGUGAGUACCAUCACCCGACCGCUCACUGCAAAACAUUCCCCAACUGCAAAUUUGGUGACAGGUGCUUGUUCAUUCACCCCAACUGCCGGUUUGACUCAAAGUGUACCCGUCCUGAUUGCCCUUAUACUCACACCAGCCGGCGGCCAGCGCUAGCUAGUGCCACCCAUGUCAUCGCAAUUCCCAAGUCGCAUUUUGUUUUCUCCACAGUUCCACCAAAAAGUAACUUCGCAGGGCAUCCCAGCUCACAGGGAAUCUGCCGCUUCUUUCCCAAUUGUCACAACAUGAACUGUGUUUUCAUGCAUCCAAAACCAUGCAAGUUUGGUCUGGCCUGCAAAAGUCCAGCCUGUCCAUUUUUUCACCCUCAAGUGCCUGCGGUGGACAAGUUGAAGUGGCAGGCUAGCAGUGCGCCUGCAAAAACUGAAGUCAUGCCAGCUCCUUCCAAGGUGGAACAAAUUGUUGAUAAACAUAGCCCCAGCACAACCAGUAACUUGGCAACGGUGUCAUCGACCAGUCAGUAG